Pocillopora damicornis (cauliflower coral) is the source of this 3093-nucleotide messenger RNA. RefSeq lists its product as uncharacterized. The record is from RefSeq and is a predicted model, not a curated record. Lineage: Eukaryota; Metazoa; Cnidaria; Anthozoa; Scleractinia; Pocilloporidae. Gene Ontology annotation, molecular function: protein binding.
AUGGACGUCACCUCCAGGAGGAUGAUUUUGGUUUUUGUCCUGUUUGUGUGGAUGGAACAGACAAACGCUUUCAACUCUCCAGAUUGCGAGUCAGUUGUAAAUAAUACACUGAAAAGUCCACAUUAUCCAGAUGACUACCCCAGCGAUGUGUACUGUUCCUAUAAUAUUCCAAUUCCAAAUAACUCGGCACUGAUUAUUACUUUUGAGUACUUCUACCUGGAGAAAGUUGACGGGUUAUUAUGCACCCAAGCUGACUAUGUGCAAAUAAGGUCCAGCUUUGGGCAAAAUCUUGGUACGUUCUGUGGCGAGUGGACUGGGAAAACGAUAGUCUCUCUAGGAAAGUAUGCGCAGAUAACUUUCCAGUCGGAUUCAAUGUUUCAAGAACGCGGAUUUCUAAUGCAUUUUUGGACUGGUCUAAUUGGCAAUCUUACAGUACCUGGAUUCUCUAACGAAUGUGGCUCAGUCGUGAAUAACACACUGAAGAGUCCUGGAUAUCCGAACGAUUAUCCCAUAGAAUCGGAAUGCAACUAUUCUGUUCCGAUCCCAAAAGGAAUGGCAAUUUUGGUCACUUUCCAUUAUUUUUUGUUGGAGGUUAUUGACUCGUCAUGCGAGUUGGCCGACUCCUUUUCGGUUACAAAUGACAAAGGUCAAACGUUUGGUACGUACUGUGGGGAGUGGACUGGUAAAGAAAUUCUCGUAACGGGUGACUUUGUAUUAAUGACGUUCAUAUCAGACGAGUAUGGUCAGGAGAGAGGAUUUGAGAUAUACUUCACUGCUGUUCCGCUCGGUAACGGUACAAAGUUCUCGAGUAUCAAUGAUACAGAGUGUGGCUCAGUGGCUAAUAACUCACUGAAAAGUCCAGGGUAUCCUAAAAACUAUCCAAACAAUGCACACUGUGUUUACGUGGUUCCAAUUCCGAAAAAGACAGAGUUGAUCAUCUCUUUCUUUGAUUUUGAUAUUGAGGAUACUUAUCCAUGUGUAAAUGACUACGUUGUGAUCACUGAUGCGAACAACAAGACGAUCGGUGAAUACUGUGGUAAUUACAAUGAUCAUCAGAUUGUUGUGGCUGGAAAUUACGUCAUGAUAACAUUCCAUUCAGACUACAGUUUUCAGCGGAGAUUUUUGCUAUCUUUCAGUUUUAUUCCAAUAGUUUUGCCAAAAGUUAUGUUACGAAUGUCUGUCAUACGAGCACUGCCCGGAUACAAGUGGUCUUGCCAUGUCAUUGGAACCGCUCCUGUGUACAUAGCCAUUAAAAUGAACUCCGUACUACUGAUAAAUACAACAUGGACUACAAAAAUAACGUUUCACCAAGACGCGAACUACUCCUGUAUCGCCUCUAGCAAGUAUGGUACAGAUGUUAGAAACUUUACCGUGGUUUUUAACGAUUGCAAACCUCAGUGUAAUUAUGGAUGGAGGCACUUUUUCGGAAAUACUCUUCUCUGCAAGAACCUAUCGUCGCCAUUGGAUGUAAUUCAGUGUGCCCCUGGAAUAACUGAAAACAUGAAUGUGUCCUUUAGCAAAUUAGCUAAUGUUUCGGAUGACAUGUUUUCUUAUCUAGAGUUUGUGCGGUUCCUGUAUCUAUCUGCAAACGACAUGGAAAUCCUCCCGGAAAAAAUUUUCUCCCGGAUGGUUCGCCUGGAAAAGCUAAACUUGAAGGCAAAUAAAAUUGCUUUUCUUCCACAAAAUGUGUUUUCUUCUCAGGAGAAACUACAAAUACUGGAUUUGUCUUCAAAUGCCAUUUCGGAUCUAUCGACAGAAUUGUUAUCUCCAUUAAAAAACCUGUUUGAGCUUAACUUGGCGUAUAAUAACAUUCAAAACAUAUCUGCGGAUACGUUUUCUCCUCUGGCAAGCUUGGAAUAUCUGUUUUUGACUUCCAACGCUAUUUUAUCUCUACCUGCCGACGUUUUCAGCAAACUGGACAAACUAUACUUUAUAGGUUUAUCCAUAAAUGGCUUUGCCUUUCAAGCUGACGAAGUGUUAAUCUUACCACUGCAUCUAGAGCAACUAGACCUGCAAGCAAACGCCAUUACAUUUUUACCAGAAGGUGUCUUUCAUGGCCUUGAAUAUCUUGAAUGGCUAAGCCUUGCUAACAACAGCAUUCAAAACCUCUCCGUCAAUUUAUUUUCUAGUCUUCGUUAUUUAACAAAUCUGUUGAUGGCCUCAAACGAUAUUUAUCACUUACCUGCUAAGUUAUUCCGUCAUGCUGGAAGAUUAAUUUUACUAGAUCUCUCUUACAAUAAAAUUGCGGAAAUACCAAGGGAUUUGUUUUGUUGCACGGCUGAAUUAGAGACUUUGUACCUCACGUCAAAUAAUAUCGCCAAACUAAACUGGGAUGUGUUUGCCAGCCUUUCAUACUUAAGGCAUUUUUCCUUGCAGGAUAACUGGUUAAGCUAUCUAUCUAACGAGACUUUCGCCAAAUCUUCUUGGCUCCAAUACGUAUUCUUGAGCGCAAACAACUUGACGACUAUACCAUAUCGGGCUUUCUACAAUCUAAUAAAUGCAGAGAUAAUAAUUCUGUCAGACAACCCUAUAACGACUAUCGAACAAGAAGCAUUUAAAACUGGAUUUUUUGAUCAUUUCUUCCUAAGAAUAUAUUUGCUGCGGACGAAGUUGAAGAUGUUGAGCUUGGAGUAUCUCUCUGGAUUAAGUCAAGCGUCUGCUAAAAUAGUGAUAAACGAUAGAACGCUUGCAACCGUGCACUAUUCGUCUCGCCAUAAUAGAAAAGCUCUCUGUUCAGUUUACCUGAAUCCAGUUGAUUCUGAAGGAGAAGGCAUCAUGGUCGACAAUAUCGCAAUAACUGUACAAAGGGCUUUUGGCGCUGCUUUGAAAGCGUCAGGAUUUGGGCGUAUUCACGUUAAUACCACGAACCGGAACAUUCAUUUUCCUUGCCCAUUAGGGACAUUUUCAAAUUCUUCAACUAAAGGAGAACAAGGCUGCACUCAGUGCACCCCAGGUGGUUUUUAUUCAGAUGUUCUCGCCCACGUUGGGAUAAAUUGCAAGAAAUGUCCAACUGGUUCCUAUGUUCCCUUUGAUAAAGCUCCCGGAAAGCAAAAACAAGAUUGCAAAUCUUGCCCAGAAGGUAAAAGGUCUUAG